Messenger RNA from Lepisosteus oculatus (spotted gar), 6064 nucleotides. NCBI's taxonomy places the organism in Eukaryota, Metazoa, Chordata, Actinopteri, Semionotiformes, Lepisosteidae. The record is from RefSeq and is a predicted model, not a curated record.
UUAUUGAUUUUGAAAUUAAGAACUUAAGAAAGCUUACAAGUAAGAGAAAGUCAUCUGGCCCAUCAAGCCAACUUCAUACUUAGAAGUUAAUUGAUCCAAGGAUCAAAUUCACCCUUUUUUUUAAUGUUGGAUAUUUAAAAGAGAAGGGCAAAUACACAUACCUACUGUGAAUAGGUUUGUUUAAAUACCUGCAUAGUGUAAGUACAAUGUUAUUUCAUAAGAACAUAAGAAAGGUUACAGAUGAGAGGUUGCCAUUCCUAUCUACCUGUUGUUAGUGGUUAAUUAAUCGUAGGGUUAUUGGCUUAAACAACAUGGGAGGGCAGCUUGUUCCAUACUAAUUUGUAAAUUUUGAAUAUAGGUAUAACCCCCCCCCCUAGUCUUAGUGCAGCACUCAGAAGGUUUGAUUCCUUCAGUCUGUCAGUCCAGGACAUUCCCUUAACUCCUGAAAUGUACUGGUUACUCUUUUCUGGAUCGAUUCCAGAGCCGCAAUAUCUUUUCCAUAAUGUGGUGACCAAAAUCGUAUACAAUACUCUAAAUCAAGCCUUAAAAGUGUUUUAGACAAUUUUAAUACAGCAUCCCUUGAUUUAAAAUCUGCACUAUUAACUACUGUAUACAGUAUAUAUACUUGUACUUUGCCUUUUUAUUUGUUUCCACAUAUUGUCUGAGGAUGUAAACGUCAAAUUAACAUGUUUUCAUAAGAAACCCUCUUUAGCGCCUCAUUUCCCUUUAUGUAUUUGUAGUUGAUGUUUUUGCACACUGCUGCAUAUAUCAUUCUGUACUUGUGAGCAUAAAACAUCAUUUGGCAUCACUGUGCUCAAUCUUCAGGCUGCAGUCAGGGAGUGUGGUUUUUAAAAACUAAAUUUUCCUGCAUAAUUCCCCUGAUUUGGCCCCCAGUGACACUUUACUCUGAAAACAAACAGAAACGGACUUACCAAAUAAGAUUAUUUUCAGGUGACUAAGAGCAGUUUAUUUAAAAAAAAAACUGUUUACUAUAUUCUAAUGAACAUGCAAUGAACUGAUGGGUGGAAUAUCCUGAAAAAAAAAAACUAUUUGCUCUUUCAGAUUCAGGUUGUUUAUGGAGUGCUCCUUCUCACUUGCAGAUGAAUUUCAAUAGGGGACUUUGCCAUCUGUACCAUGCGCAGUACUGACAAUAUUCCAGUAGGCCUAAAGUAUAUUCUUAAAUGCUGUGAUAACAUUUCAUUUGGUAUUAUAUUAUAAACAAUACCUAUAUGAUAAUUAUAGGUCCUGUUAUUAAAUAUUGCAUUAAAAUACAUCGGUCAUCUUUGGUAUUUCUGUAAUAAUCUCAAAAUUCAACUUGGUGUGUUCUUCCUUAACAACCGUAGAUACACUCUAAUGUUACUGUUUUCAACAUUUAGACUGGACAAUACAGAUCAAUGGAUUGUCCAUGAUAUCAACAUUUGUGAUGUAUUUUAGAAAUAUAUGUUCCUGUGUCAAUUCUUUCAUAUUUGUAAAGAUUUUUUUAUGAAUAGAGAAUGAAUCACCCCUGUGAAGAUAACCUACAGUACAGGCUUUAUAGAGAGGUGAGUAUAAGGUUUGGAUGCAUACAAAUAUUAGUGCACACAAUAAUAUUGUACCGUAUUUCAAAAACCAUUCUCCCUCUGUCUUUUCCACCGUACCGCACAGAAAGUCUGCUGCUAAAAACUGAAAGUACAUGCCCUCGCUCACAGUAUAAAUAAAUCAAGCGGAGUCGUCUAAUGUCAUGACGCGCAAAAACAACCGAAACAAUGUUCAGCGUUUGUUCACCUGGAAGACUGCGACACCGCAUGAGGACACUAGGUAAUCCUGAAGGAUUUUCUCGAACUGCGUGGUAUGGUUACUGUGUGAGUUGAGUCAGUCGGUCCAGAAGAUGGCACCCGCCCGCUCCAGAAACGUGUAGGUGAAGCCCGGAGAGCAGCAGUGCAGUGCAGUGUUGAGAAUGCCCGGAUAGAGACACGGAACAGCAGGAAGCGCGACAGCACAGCGCCAGAUGUCAGUUCCUGCAAAGCUCCUAUCCCUGCAAAUGAACAGCCGGUGAUACAAAUCCACUGAAUCCGUCACAAGCAAGCCCAGGCAGAAUCCUGUCCUGAAGGGAGAUUCAUGCUCCACGACUCUGGGCUCUCAUGGAUGAAGAAGAAACACAGAGGAACGAGGCAACCGAGCAGGCUGACGAGGUAGGGGACCCCCAGAACGAUGUCGACUGCGGGCCGAGCUGUAUGAGCCCUCAGGCGCCGGAUGAAAACGAGAACCGCCUGCUGGCGUCGCCCACUGUGCGCCAUCGCGCUCAGGAAGACACGGUCAACAACAACGAGCCCAGAUCUGCAGGCCGGACCAGCAGCACUGAGGAGACCAAUAACAACAGCACACCCCCUGAGCCGGCCAAGCAGAAGGGGGACUCGUCAGAAGGCAGCAGGAGCAGCAAAGACACAAAGACAAAAGACUCAGCAGGAGGUGCUCUUGAGAGCUGCACUUCGGUGUCUGCAGACAAUAUCACCACAGGUGCUGAAAGCUCAGGCAAAGACGAAGGCAUCCCGCGUGAACCCUCCUGUCCCCCUCAGAAAGGAUGGUGCGGUGUUCUGCAGCCCCUGCUCUCAUCUCUCCAGAGCCUUGGUGAAGAGAGUGAUUACACCCAGCUGCCCCAGUGUCUUCACCAGAUAGCCGAGACCUGUUUCUGGGAAAAAGACUAUGAAAAAGCUCUCCAGUUCAUUCAACUGGAAAAACUGUAUCAUGAGCAAGUGCUGUCCAACUUGUCAGCUAUUCAGAAGCAGUGGGAGUCCAAAUGGAAGGUUGCUGCCUCCCCAGACAAGAAGAAGGGUGGGGAAGACCUCAGGGGCUCCGAGGGUGAAGACCUGGCGGCACUGCGGAAACUUUGUCAGACCCACCAAAGGCCCGCUGUCAGUGUCGAAAAGGCCGUCGCUGUUGGGAGUAUUCUGAAAAACAAGCUCAUUACAGGGAGGGUUGCUACAGACAACGACAAGCCCAACUCCAGACUUACUGCAAGCACGUCAGAUAGUGUCACUGAGGCAGUCAAGCAGUUAGUAAUGUCGGAAGGAGCCUUCGUUUCGGACAACAGGAGUGAGUCGGCAGGACAUGGGGAGCGGGCUAUGGAGGACAGUAUCAUGUCAGGCCACCAGGGGGAGCUGUCGCAACGUGCCGGCUCAGCUGCAGCCCCCAGCACACGGCAGGCCUCAGAACUGAUUGGCAGGCCAUGCUCUGACUCUUUGUUUGCUGAUGGUGCCGGUGGUGAGGGCAGGCGUGCACAGCCAGCUGCAGCAGUGGUGGCGGCAGAGGCAGGGGAGCUCCCGGGAGAUGUGCUGACUGCUGCAGAACCCUCCCAAGAGCGACGAGAGGAGAGGGGGGCGGGGGAGAAGGAGGAGGAGCCUUUGGAUUCAGCACAGCGGCUGGACACCGAGCAACAGCAGGCCCUCCCCGGGCUGGCUGGUCCUGCAUUAGUGAAAUGUGAGCUCAGACAGCAUGAGCAUUCAUCCUCCAGCAAGGAGCAGGCAGGAGAUGGGGAUCACAGCCUAAAGGAAAAGGACAAAGGUGCCCCUUUACCUCCCCGAAAGGAGGCCAGGGACCCCAGAAGCACAGAGACAGGGGAUGAGCUGCCUGAGCCCAGGGAAAUGAGUGAACUUGAGCAGGGUGAGCCUGGGGAAGUGGAGGAGCUGGAAACAGAAAAGGAACAGAGGCCUGAUGAAGACCAGGACAUCCAGCAGGGAGGGAAUGAUGAAGAAGAAGAAGAAGAAGACACUCCUGAGGCUGAUCCUGUAUCCUUAGAAGAUCUGUCACCUGACUCGGAGGAGGACACAGCUUUCCUGGACACAGAGGGGCUCAGUGAUGGCAUGUCUUUGCUGGAUGACUUAGCCAAGCGCAUACAGAUUGAAGAGAUCACCCCAGCAGAAGGUCUGGUGUCCAUCCUGAAGCGGCGGAGCUCCCUGGACGGAGCACAGCAACCUUCACAGCCUCACAGACAGGUACCCAAACGCAAAGUGAGGUUCAAAGAGCCAGAUGACUGUCUUGACCCAGAUGAUGUUGGAGGGGACUCCUGUCUGCUGCUCUUCCUACUGUGCCUUGUGACGGUUGUUAUUAGUGUGGGCGGCACCGCUUUCUACUGCGCCUUCGGAGACGUGGAAUCCACGGUGUGCACAGACUUCGCCCAAAAUGUGGAUUUCUAUUUCAGCCAGAUGCAGCACGGAGUGGACGAACUGAAACACUGGCUCUCCCCUGGCUCAUAGCAAAGCAGGACUCGAGGCACAAUUUUUUGUGCGUCUUAAUUAUUCCUCUAUCUCUCUAUUUCCCUCCCUGAUAAAAUCAUGACACCGUGUCUGUUUAAGGAUCCAUACCAGUGCAUUUUUUCAGCACAGUGAAGAACAGAGGUCAGUCUUCUGUCCUGUGUUACUGGGCAGUAGUCUGUCUAGAUCACUCUGUUAUUGGCCGAACUGAUAAGCACCUGUUACUGCCUCAAAAGCGCAGAGAUCCCAUGAAUUCAGUGACUAAAGAGUGCUUGGCUUACAUUCGAAAGCUGGUUGCCUCUUUUGCAUUUUUGAUUUCCAGUGUACGCUAGUGUUACAUUGGUCAACACUUUAGUGCUGAAGGCACACACCUGCUGGGCAGCUGACAGCUGGAAAUUGCAGCACCAGGUGAAAACCUGUGCUGGAUCCUUUCUGAAAUGGAAAGAACUCAAACAGUCAUACUGCCAGGGUGGAGAGCUGGGGUAAAGGCAUUUAAGAUUAUAAUAAUAUAUUGUAAAUGUUUAGUUUAAAACAUAAGUCUUAUCUUUUUAACAAUGAAAUUAAUUUUGUACAUUGUGAAUUUCUUCACAUAUUUGUGUUUCUCUCAGGAGGUGAAGAUACACAGUGGCAUUAUCUUACUUUUGAAAUGAUGAGUAGCCUCCAGGUAGCAAUGGUCUGCGAGGCCAUGAUGAAAAGUCAAUAUUAUCACAGUAUGGGACAGGAAAGCAAUAUGUUAAACAAUUGCAAACUUAUUCUUCUUUUGUAGACUAUAGACUCUCAUCAGCUGGACAGCAGAGUAUGAUUACUUGUUGGUAAAACAAUACCAAAUGCUCAGGCUUCUGAGUCUUGCUGUUAUUGCCACUUCUUAGUUUGGUGCGCUGAUUUCAUUUUAAAUUGUUUUAAGCUUUUUAUUUUACAGUACUGUCUUACACAAGGAAAUGCACUGUUUCUUCAGGGUACAUAACACAGAACAUAUGUCGAAAAAAAGACCUUUCAUAUUACAUGUUCUCUUUAAUUUUACAAGGCUUAUCAAAAAGAGCAAAGGACUUUUACUGUAAUAGUCAGCAAAUACAGUACAAACUCAUUAUUACAGACAGAACUGCUGGGUCCCUAGCAGGGGCUAUAUUAAAUGUUGAGGGGGUUUUAUAGGAGAUUUUUUUUGCUUAUGUUGUAAGUGUCUCUGGCUGGAUCAGAUGACACACUUCUUCAUAAUGUGUGGAUUGAUCUAUUUAUUUAGUGUAAGAAAAUUAAAAUGCUAAUGGAACAUUUUUACGUCAAAAUCUGUAUUGAUGUGCAUGUUCAUUUCUUGAACUGUUUGAACCUGAAGUGGUUACUGUGUUUUGGGGGCCUUUCCCUUUGUGUUUAAUGUUCCAGAUUUUAUACAGUAUGUUAUUUUAAGACGAAGAAUAGAAACCGACAUGGGCUUGUCUAAAAUGCCCACCACUGAAAGAAGAUUUCAGUUUUAAUAUUGUUAAAAGUCAGCGUUGCACCACUGUUUUGUUUUUGAAACUUUUAGCUCUCCAGUGUAAAUCAUAUACUGACAGCAUAUGCAUCACCUCACUUUAACGUGUUGUCCAGAUUUUAAAAAAGAUGUUGUAUUGUAAAUAAUGCAAAGGGAACAUAAAUGAAUUGGUUACUAUGAAAAUGUGUGGGUAAUUAUUUUGUGUAUUAUUGUUGUUUUCUUUCAUGAAGUGGAGAAAGAUUAUAAUUGAAUUGCAAAGAUGAAUUUAUAGUGCUCUUUUGAAUCUGGCCAUUGUCCUGGGGUAGCAUUCUUGCACUCCUGAAGACGACAGUGUUGACAGAGUCUCCAGUAAACUGAGCUUCUGAGAUUCAUA